Chaetomium strumarium is the source of this 2865-nucleotide messenger RNA. RefSeq lists its product as uncharacterized. Bases 199 to 2766 code for a protein of 855 amino acids. NCBI's taxonomy places the organism in Eukaryota, Fungi, Ascomycota, Sordariomycetes, Sordariales, Chaetomiaceae. The transcript is spliced from 4 exons. Gene Ontology annotation, molecular function: protein binding. The record is from RefSeq and is a predicted model, not a curated record.
UGCGCUUGGCGCCCCCCCCUAGCUGCAUUUCGGCCCUGGACUGCUGGUGCCCCCCGCCACGUCUUGAAGCGGGGAACAGCGAAGAGGGUUAUACUUUUCGCGGGGUCUGGCCGCAUUGGGCAUCUCCUGCUGACUGUUUCGCUCAUUAAUUUUAUUUAUGCAGGAUUGGGCCAGCCUCCUGGUGACGCUUCUCUCGACAUGCCGGAACUUGGAGCAACUUUCGUCCCUGGGGGUUAUGAUGACUACUACAUGCCCGAGGUCGUCGCCCCGGCCCCUCAGAGGGUAAUGCCCGAGGUGCCCCAGAACAUGCAGGAAGAUAUACAACGCAUGGAACUCGAAGCUCGCGAAACUGAACCCAACCGAAACGGCAACGCGACAACACGCAGCAACCCAGACGGACAGUCCAAGUCCUUCAAACCCUUCCCCGAGUCCAGGGCGUCCGACUCCACAGCCAUGGACGCGCCGUCGUUCUCGCCCUUCCCAAAGGUCAAGGGCGAAAACAUACCACCCAGCGACGAGGAGAAAGAGCAGAUCCUUUGGCAGGCGCGGAACUUGGUGCUCCACUCCAACAAUGUAUCCAUGCAAGUGACCUGGGCUCGUGACGCCCUCAUCUGGGUCGAGAUCGCCCAAGAUGCCCAGGCCAGAGAUUGGAAGCGAGACGGCAAGGACAAGGAGCGGCCGGCGACGCCCAAGACCCAGCACGAGCUGCGGGUGGAUGCGGUGAACAUUCUCGACUACCUGGCCCAGCAGGAUCACCCCGAGGCCACCUUCAUGAAAGGGAAAUGGCUCGAGUUUGGCAAGUUCGGGUUCCGCGAGAACAAACGGGAGGCGUACUCGAUGUACAAGAAGGCCGCGGAGAACGGAUACGGACGGGCUGAGUACAGAAUGGGCAUGCUGUACGAGAACUCUAACGACAUCCCGAAUGCCAUCAAGCACUACUCGCGCGGCGUACAGAUGGGUGACUCGGCAUCCAACUAUCGACUGGGCAUGAUGCACCUUAUGGGGCAGCAUGGACACCAGAAAGACUUCCUCCUCGGGCUCGAGAUGAUCCAGCAUGCGGCCGACACGGCGGAUGAGGACGCCCCUCAGGGUGCUUACGUUUACGGCAUGCUCAUCGCGCGGGAGCUGCCUGACAUCGACCUGCCCGAGCACAUUCUUCCAUGCGAUCUGGCCGUUGCCCGGCAAUACAUUGAGAAGGCGGCCUAUCUCAGCUUUGCCAAGGCGCAGCUGAAGAUGGGACAGGCAUACGAGCUCAGCCAACUGGGGUGCGAUUUCAAUCCAGCUUACUCCCUCCACUACUACGGGCUCGCCGCUCGCCAAGGCCAGGCCGAGGCGUCGCUGGGCGUGAGUCGCUGGUUCCUCUUCGGGUACGAAGACCUGUUCCCCAAGAACGAGCAGUUGGCUUUCAAGUACGCUCAGGACGCGGCCCUGGCCGGCCUCGCAACGGGCGAGUUCGCAAUGGGUUACUACCACGAGAUCGGCAUCCAUGUCCCCAAAGACGUCCGGGAGGCGCGUAAGUGGUAUGAGCUAGCGGCGGAGCACGGAAACAAGGACGCCAAGGAUCGCUUGGACUCGCUGAGCCAGUCUAAGACACUGACCAAAGCGGAUCACGAGACGACGACGCUCACUCGCAUCAAGUCGCAGCACGGCUCGCAACGUGGCAAGAGGCCGGCCCGGUUCACGAAGCCAAACGACGUCAUGCCGACUGUGAGCGAGGGGGAGCAGAACGUCCCUGCUGGUAUGUUUUCAGCUUAUCAAGAAGCAGCGGUAGCUGACAACACUGCAGGAGGGAUCGACUUCCCUGAUCCAUCGCCCAGGCCACCCGCCUUCACAGUGAACAUCGACAGCAAUCUCGCGAUGCGGCCCAAGUCUGCGGCGCCUUAUCCUCUUGAAGACCAGCCACAGCCGCUCAAUGUCAGGCCAAUAUCUACCGCGCCGUAUCCCGAGGACGAUAUGCGGGGCCCACGUCCAAACGCCGGGGCUCGUCUCCCGGUCGGUGCCGGCCCACAUGCAGACCGUCCCGGUAGUGCCUUCGGCAUCCGACCGCUGUCGUCCAAUGGCGGGCUGCAACCUGGCGUUGGUCGUGGCCGUCCUGGUUCCAGUCAAGGUGCGGCGGGCGGCUGGGACCCGCAGGUUCCCGGGAACUACAGAAAGCCGAGCCCGGGGCCGGGAGGCCAGUGGCAGCAGCCAGCCCCACCGCAACACGACCCGCGGUAUGGAACCCCGAGCGGCGGGCCCGGCAUUGUCCCCGCCGGAACCAUGCCUGGCGGCGAUCCUAGCCGGAACCGAUUACAGAAACCCAACCCCGGGAUUCAGCCAACCCCUCAGGGUCCCCCACCAGGCCAGUACGGUGGAUACCCUCAAGGACCGGGAGGCGGCCGCGGAGCGAGCAAUCGCCCUGUCAGUGACGCCUACGGGCCAGGCGGAUAUGACCGGCAUGGCCCCGCCGCUGCGGGCGCCGGUGGCCGACCGCCCAUCGCAUCAGCAGCGAGCAGCCCGAACAUGCGUCCUCCGUCCAGUGGCCGGCCCGUCUCGCACAUGGACAUCGGCCCUCCUGGGCGUUCAAGCGCGCCUCCGGCUCAGAAUGCCCGGCCGAGUCCUGGCCCGGCUGCGGCCGUGCAAGCACAACAACGGCCCGGUGGGAAACCAGCGCCGGCUGGAAACCUCGUUCAUCCCGAUGGUAAGACUAUGGGUCAGGGGCCUGCUACCUUCGAGGAGAUGGGGAUUCCGCAAGGGAAGACCGAGGGCGAUUGCGUGGUCAUGUAACGGCAACCUCUCAACGUCGCCGGAUUGGGUCAAUCAGUCUGCGCCGGACGGUUUUCUACCUCAGCCGACGAAGAACAAGGUAAAACGGUGUCUUCGUUU